AUGGAAGACGAAAUCACAAAUACAGUAAAUUUACAAAGAAUGAUGGGAAGUGGCAAAGAAAAAAGUGGCAAAUAAGUUAAAACUAUUAAGUAUAGCUAGCAAGAAUUGCUUACUCAAAUAGAAUAAAAUAAUGAAUUAUAAAUCAUCAAAAGAUUAAAAGUAAAGCUAGAUCAAUCAAGACAGGAAAGAUAAAAGACAAAUAUUGAAAUAAAUAACACUAAAAAUGAAUAUGUAGCUAUGAAAGGAUAGGUGAAGUAGUUUAUUUCUGAUUAAAAUUAAAAUAACCAUAAAAUAACUUAUCCUAAAAGAAAUCCUAACAAAGAGUGA
This is a messenger RNA of Tetrahymena thermophila SB210, 327 nucleotides long. RefSeq lists its product as hypothetical. The record is from RefSeq and is a predicted model, not a curated record. Lineage: Eukaryota; Ciliophora; Oligohymenophorea; Hymenostomatida; Tetrahymenidae. The transcript has a single exon.